Messenger RNA from Triticum aestivum (bread wheat), 1273 nucleotides. RefSeq names its product F-box/kelch-repeat protein At3g23880-like. NCBI's taxonomy places the organism in Eukaryota, Viridiplantae, Streptophyta, Magnoliopsida, Poales, Poaceae. Gene Ontology annotation, molecular function: protein binding. The coding region runs from base 60 to 356 and encodes 98 amino acids. The transcript has a single exon. The record is from RefSeq and is a predicted model, not a curated record.
UUUGCCCUAAAAGUUCCAAAGAAACGAAGUUCCAAAGGAAGGAAUACUCCAGCGCCGCCAUGCACGACGAGAGGGCCACCACCAAGACAAAGACGGGCAUAUCGUACCUGCCGGACGAGCUGGUGUCGGAGAUCCUGCCGCGGCUCCCCGUGGAGUCGUUGCUGCGAUUCAGGUCCGUCUGCAAGGCCUGGCGCGGCAUCAUCGACGAGGACUCCUUCCACCGGGAACACCUCCGCCUCCAGACCACGUCCUUGCUCGUCGCGCCGUGGAUCGGGGAGAACGACGACGAUGGCUCUCUCGCUUCCUCGAUCGGAGAGGUGACCGCCGCCGGUUUGUACCAGUGGGAUGGAAAGUAGCAAGGCGCCGCCACCCUCCUGCACGCCGUGUCCGACUGCCGUUCCAAGAAGAAUGCGUUGCACAGCAUGGCGCACUGCGAUGGGCUGGUGCUGCUGCCUAGCGGCAGCACGGUGCACGUGGUUAACCCGGCCACUCGGCGCACCCUGACGCUUCCCCCGACCCGGACGACCCCUCCCGACGUCGGGCCCGUCGUCAACCGCUUCGCCCCAGGUGCUCAGGCGUUCGGUCUUGGCCAGGACCCUCGCUACAACGCUUACAAGGUUGCCCGCUUCUACACUUAUCUGGACGUGCGCGCCCCGGCUACCCACUACUAUACUGCCAAGAUGGGGGUGUUCACCAUAGGGACGGACCUUUGUUGGCGUGACACCGCGGCCGCACCGCCGCAUCACCAGGUCAUGCCACAUCGAACGGCGACCUUCUUCAGGGGCUCCUUGUUGUGGACCGUCGUGCAGGGGGGUCUCCACGAGACACCACUCGCUCCAAGCUUUGUCCGCUUCAGGUUAGAGGACGAGUCUUUCAGCAUUGUACCGGCGCCUCCUUGCACCCCGAGGUUUAACUACAAGUCGUCCAGAUUAAGCGAGCUCCACGGGGAGCUGUGUGUAUGCGCGCGGGCAGCGUCCGAUUUCGGUGUUCUUGAGAUGUGGACGAUGUGCGGUGAUCUCGACGAUGGUUCCCAUCCGCCACACUGGGAUCUGCGUCGUGUCAUCAGGGGGCCCUUUUCGUUUCGAUCUUGUAUGCCCAUGACCGCGACCCCUGAUGUCGUGAUGUUCCAUUUUGCAACAUACUACCUCUACAACUACGAUCUCCAAAGUCCGAUCAAUAAUGAUCUGAUUGAGAUGAAGCGCUUGAGGUAUCAUCAACUUGGCACCGACAAAUUUGUCGAAUUCACGGAAAAAAAUAUCGCCGACCUUUAUGU